Pichia kudriavzevii is the source of this 1869-nucleotide messenger RNA. RefSeq lists its product as uncharacterized. Gene Ontology annotation, molecular function: protein tyrosine/serine/threonine phosphatase activity; mRNA guanylyltransferase activity. NCBI's taxonomy places the organism in Eukaryota, Fungi, Ascomycota, Pichiomycetes, Pichiales, Pichiaceae. The transcript has a single exon. The record is from RefSeq and is a predicted model, not a curated record. Bases 1 to 1869 code for a protein of 622 amino acids. Gene Ontology annotation, biological process: protein dephosphorylation; 7-methylguanosine mRNA capping.
AUGACGAAGCGGCUCACUGUAUCCAGAUUGAAGGAGUUGCAAGAACGUGAUAGUAGUCAUCAUGUGUCUCUGCGUGAGUCGCUAUGGAAAUAUCUAAAUGAUGACAUGCACACCGAUUUCGAGAAGGAAAUACUAGCCUUAAAGCCAAACGAUUGUCUGAUCGUUCAAAAAUACACAUCGGUUCAAAGUUUUCCAAUUGAAAAUAGACCACAUUUAAAGGAGGUGUCGGUAGCUACGCUGUAUAGUGAGCAUCCAUUGCGAGAAUUCCACAAACGAAUACUUAAGGGUACCUCUGAAUUAGACCAGAAGAAGCUAGUAAUUGUUAAGGAACAAUUAUUGAAGAUCGACACUUUACCAGUUCUAGUGUUUAUACAUGGGUUAGGUGGACAAAUGUCACAGUUUGAGCCGAUAUUGCAAGAACUUAGGAAUUGCUCAGAUAUGUUUGCGAUUGACCUUCCAGGGUUUGGUAAUUCCAAGAGACCAAGUAGAAACGACCCAAGCAAGACCCUGAAGUUUAGUUCGUUGUCAGAGUAUUCGAAAGAUGAUUUACUUAGGAUAGAGAAGUGUUUGGACGAUAUGAGGGACGAAGAUUUCCAAACCGAUCAACUCGUGGAUAUGCUAUAUCAGAUAUUAAUGUAUAGGUUCCCUUCUCGGAAAUUCAUACUUCUCUCACAUUCGAUGGGUACACAUAUAUCUAUCAAAUUAGUCAACAGGCUAUCAGAAGGGAAGGUGGAGUCCGUUGUUAUGUUAGCGCCGCCGGCAAUACACCAGCCGCAUGAACACCCUAGUCUUAUCAAACGAAUGGGAUUGAACAGAAGGAUGUUCCUGGAUCUAUUCUGGUAUAUGCCUGGGUUGUUUGACUACUUUAGAGUUUUUGACCGAAAGAAUGGGUUGUAUUCAAAGAGUGUGGAGAGUUAUAUAUACUGCGGGCAAAGUGAGGAAGAUGAUAUCUUGAAGAGACUAACGCAGCUAAGGUGGAAUUUGGAUACUGAUUCCAAGGUUUUCUUGAAAUACCUAUUUGGAUUCCACUGUGCAAGCGAAAAUGAGCUAAAGAAGAUGUGUUUGAGACUGAACAGCAGAAGGAUGUUUUUAUGUUGCGGUGAAGAAGACCAGACUACUCCAAUCAAGUAUUCGUUGCAUAUCCGAGAUAUGAUUGAAGGGUUUGCUGAAGAUGGUGUCAACAUCAGAGUUGACUUUGAGAGCAUUACACAUGCCAAUCAUUCCAUCUUUUUGGACAAGCCGAACUUAUUGGCUGGGUCGAUUUAUCACUUUAUUGAAAGUCUACACUUGAACAUCAGUUGCACAUGGGUAUUACAAGUCAAAGCGUUGAUAUCUGGCGACAAAUGGGGUCUGAAAAAUGAGGAGAAGUGGAACAAGGUUGUUACGAUAUCCAAGCCAAUGACAAACAAAACGUCUCCGGAGAAGCCCAGGAGUUUCCUUAUAGCGAUGAAGACGCUCAGGCAGACGGAUGCUGUUCACAACCCGAAGAGGUUUGAGAGUGAUCAUCCUGAGGUAUUUGCCAUUAUAGAUAUAGGAUCGGAUACGCCAUCCUAUGACCCCAAUGAUUUUGUGCGGAUCAAGUACGUGAAAUACAAGACAGAAUCCAAAGUCACGCCGGACAACAUAACCAUUGUGAAAUUUUUGGAGAUUGUUGAUAAGUUAUUAGAGGAGAGAGCCAAUGCGGGACAGUUUGUUGCAGUGCACUGCCAUUAUGGGCAAAACCGAACGGGCUUUCUUAUCUGCUGUUACUUGAUUGAGAAGCUUGGAUGGUCAGUUGCAGAGAGUAUAGAGGCAUUUGAGAUUAGCAAGCCACCGGGUAUCAAGCAUGUACAUUUUAGAAACGCCCUUUAUCUUAGGUACGAGAGUUAG